Messenger RNA from Glycine soja, 906 nucleotides. Its product is annotated as transcription factor MYB90-like. The transcript is spliced from 3 exons. The coding region runs from base 67 to 774 and encodes 235 amino acids. Lineage: Eukaryota; Viridiplantae; Streptophyta; Magnoliopsida; Fabales; Fabaceae. The record is from RefSeq and is a predicted model, not a curated record.
CCCAGAUAUGUAUAUUAUAUUAUAAUAUAUACUCGUGCCCUAGAGUGCAAUUAAGCACCUGGUCUCAUGGAAGGACCAUCAAGUGUGAGAAAAGGCGCAUGGAGUAAAUGCGAAGACGACCUUCUAAGAGCUUGCGUGCAACUUUAUGGGGAAGGAAAAUGGCACCUUGUUCCUCAAAGAGCUGGGUUGAACAGGUGCCGCAAGAGCUGUAGAUUGAGAUGGCUGAACUAUCUAAAACCAAAUAUCAAGAGGGGAGAUUUCAGUGAAGAUGAGGUUGACAUGAUGAUCAGAAUGCAUAAGCUUUUGGGAAACAGAUGGUCCCUGAUUGCGGGAAGACUUCCGGGAAGAACUUCAAACGAUGUGAAAAAUUACUGGAACACCUACAUGCGCCGUAAAGUAUACUCUCACAAGAAAGACAACAACGUAGAGAAGCAAGCUGAUGAGGCCAAAUCAACAGUGCAACGGCACCAAGUGAUAAAGCCUAUACCUCGAGCUUUAACAAAAACAGCCCCACGGUUGCAAGGGAAAUUGUUUAAUAGUUCCAAAGUCGGUGUUAGUGAAGCAGCAGGUGCAGCUUCAUCAGGGUCUGGCAAUUGGUGGGAAACUUUGUUAGAAAACAAGAAAGACAAUCAUGAAGGUAACAUUAUUAAUAACACGUGCUUCUUUGGUGGGGCAGAUGGAGAGCUUGACCUUUGGGAUGAGGAGCUUAAUCCAAUUGCUUGUGACUUUCUUUCUGAAGGUGAAAAUUGGAGUGAUUUUCUUCUUGACUUAUAGGAGAUUAAUUUGUGUGUGUUUGAUUGUGUUUUGUGUGUCUUUGUUCUUACAAGUUAACAUCAAGUUCUAAGAUGUUCAAACUUACCUAGCCUUUGAGUUUGCUCAGUAAAUAUAUUCUUUAAUUACUUUCUA